AUUUUCCUUUUUCUAGAACUGGCUUGCGUCAUUUUGUACUUGUGACAUGUCCAAACUCUAGAGUCUCCAAGGAGAGACAGAAACCUCACCACAUUUGCCAGAAAUUUUGGUACACCGCCUACUAAUGUCCAUCUACAUAUAGCGAGUGCACAGGAACAUCGUUUCGUGCAGAAAGCGAGAGCAGCAACACCAGACUUCACUGACGGAUCACCAUGGGCAACUCUUCCUCUCGCGGCCGCUCAAAGACGGGGCAGGGCCAUGGAUCCAAGGUGGCACCUUCUUCUCCAGCUCCAGCAGAGCAGAGUCAGGAGACGACCUUCAAGUGGAGCAUCGAUGGCUUCUCCUCACUCCUCGACAAGGGCGAAGGAUGGACCUACUCCAGAGUGUUUGAGAUCAUGGGCCAUAGCUGGUACCUGAUACUGAAUCCAAGGGACAAGAAGAGCGGCGACGACAAGGAGUACGUCUCCCUUAUGCUUGUGCUGGCGAGCAGCUCAGUGAAGCCUGAUACUAUCGUAGAGGCCUCUUUCAAGUUGCUGAUAUAUGAUCAGUCGUACGGAAAGCACAGCGAGCAACAAGUUAGCCACAACUUCCAGACUGCAAGCACAAGCUCCGGGGCCUCAUGCAUGAUUCCCCUCAGAACACUAGAGAAACGGUCCUCUGGGUUUGUCGUCGACAACAGCUGCGUCUUCGGCGUCGAGUUCACCAAAGUCGCCACUGCCAAAGCCAACACGACGUCAGAAACGCUGUUUGUCCAGAAGACGAAUAUCUUCAACGAGGCCAAACCUUACACCUGGGACGUCGAGGACUACUUCGCACUGAAGAACCCGGGCUACUCUCCGGGGUUCGAUGUCGGAGGAUACAAAUGGUAUAUCAUUAUGUAUCCAUCUCGCGAUGGGAACCACCUCUCCUUGUACCUUUACAUGAACAAGACCAGUAAGCUCCCCAAGGACUCUGCGAACCUGGUGGAAUUUACCUUAUCCAUCAAAGACCAGGAAAAUGGCAAGCACUGGAAGUUAAGAGGCAGGUGCCAGUUCUCAGAGAAUGCUCGUACCUGGGGAUGGAAGAAGUUCAUUUCGCUGGAGCAUUUCAAGGACUCGUCGAAUGGAUAUCUCGUGAAGACCAAGUGCUGCGUUGAAGCUGAGGUUGCAAUCGUUGGUUCCUCCAAGAUGGAAUAGGGUGUCGUUGCAUAUGUGGACUGAAUCGCAAUAGCGCAGUGGUUGUGAAUGUGUUUUGCGUGUGUUUGUUUGCUUGUUCGUGCAAGAUACCGAAAGUGUGUAAAAUAGCAAAUAAAGGUUCGGCGUCGGCCAUGAACAUGUUGCUCAGUUUGCCUGUCAUGUCUUGUUGGUGUAGUUUCAUCUACCAACAACCGCCAUCUAUUGAAGCCUGAAAUUCUCGA
This is a messenger RNA of Phragmites australis (common reed), 1396 nucleotides long. RefSeq lists its product as uncharacterized. The transcript has 6 exons. NCBI's taxonomy places the organism in Eukaryota, Viridiplantae, Streptophyta, Magnoliopsida, Poales, Poaceae. The coding region runs from base 213 to 1175 and encodes 320 amino acids. Gene Ontology annotation, molecular function: protein binding. The record is from RefSeq and is a predicted model, not a curated record.